UUUUCAUUGGGCUACACAAGCGGCUGUAUUACCUCACCGCCUCCCUUCUCUUAUCUACUGCCAUUCAAACACUGAUACUUGAGGUGAUUACAUUACUGCUACUUUUCUUCAACGCCCGUGGCUCUCUCUUUCCUCUCCAACAAUACAUCUCCACCCACUCGACAAGUACUGGCACCACUGCGACACAUGGCAGCCACCACUAAUCUAUCAAAAAUGACAUCAACCGCACCUUCGACGGACUCCACCGACUGGCCCUACAAGUUGGCAGAUAUUACAUCCAAGCUAGGAUUACCCUCCGAAAGAGAGAUUUCAACAUUCAUCCUAGAGCCCGCGUUCUUGGAUCCAUGGGUUUCCUUCCGCGACCAACUUCCCCUCACGCCCGGUGUUACCGUCCCCCCAAAAGACAAGGACGCCAUGACCGCACUAACUAUCAAGAUUUACGACAUGAUGGACUGCAUGGCCACAUCACAAUACGACAGGCCCACGUAUACCGACCACCAGGCCUGGAACUCAGCCAACUUCAUUGAAUGUCUGAUCUACCAGAGCGCGCGCAACCUCGCUCGACAAGGCCAGCACUUCUAUACAUCCUUCCAGCGACCCAAGUUGAAAAAUGAAGCGGGUAGGAAGGUGGCAUUUAAUCAACUCCACGGCCUCGCCAUGCUCGUGUUCAAACUCAUUGUCGGGUAUACAUCAAAGCCUCCUUCGAGCGUCAUUCGGCGCAUUGAAGCUGCUUGCCCAGCGAAGGAUCCCAGUCGCUCUCCUCUACCUGAGAUCCGCGUCAAGUGGCAGCUGGAUCAAACACCUGUGGAUGAAUUGCGCAAGAAGGUGCUGGACUCGGAGCGCAGAGGCCAGGAGGAAAAGCAGUGGCUAGUCAAUAUUCUUAUGGGCAAGGAGAGUGCGCCGAUAGUGGAAGGGUUGGUGAAUGGGGAGGUUAAGAAGGAAAAGAGUGUUGGCGUGGUGGGUACGGGCAUGAAGAGGGCGAGCGGUGCGGUGGCUGAGGAGGCGAAGAAGAGAUCAAAGACCGCGGGAUGACGUGUAGUGCGUCGGGGAGGGGUCAUUACCAUGUAUGUGGGGCGAGAUGGAGUCUGGAGUUUUGCGUGCCAAAAGUGGCCUUUAUACGUUUUGCUUUCGAGUAUCCAACGGGAUAUGUCGAGUGCACAGGU
Messenger RNA from Cucurbitaria berberidis CBS 394.84, 1163 nucleotides. RefSeq lists its product as uncharacterized. NCBI's taxonomy places the organism in Eukaryota, Fungi, Ascomycota, Dothideomycetes, Pleosporales, Cucurbitariaceae. The coding region runs from base 187 to 1032 and encodes 281 amino acids. The record is from RefSeq and is a predicted model, not a curated record. The transcript has a single exon.